Messenger RNA from Trichoderma citrinoviride, 249 nucleotides. RefSeq lists its product as hypothetical. Lineage: Eukaryota; Fungi; Ascomycota; Sordariomycetes; Hypocreales; Hypocreaceae. The transcript is spliced from 2 exons. The record is from RefSeq and is a predicted model, not a curated record. Bases 1 to 249 code for a protein of 82 amino acids.
AUGCCUCUGGGUAAGCAAAUGCUUGUCUUUGCGAUAGCCAUCGUCUGCAAUGCGACCUCGCUCCAAGGCUCCAAGGCCACCAAGCCUUUCAACCUUUCCUCCAAGCAGCAGCUCCCGGCCAAUCGCUGCACCAGCCUUGCAAAGCCCAGCAUCGCCAUGGCCAGCCUGCGGCCCGAGCUGCUGCACGAGAGGCUUUUCAAGAUGAAACGCGCCUGGAGCGACACUGCAGUGGAGACGAGGCAUUGCUAG